ACAAUUGCUGAUUACAUGAAAGAAGUUUUAACUCACCCAACUAUGGGAUACUAUAUAAAUAAAGACGUUUUUGGAAAACAAGGUGAUUUUAUAACGUCUCCAGAAAUUACACAAUUAUUUGGAGAAGUAUGUAAUAUUUGGAUAAUACAUGAAAAGCAAAAAAUAUCAAAAAAUGCUUUCCAAAUUGUUGAACUAGGUCCAGGUAGAGGAACUUUAGUUAAAGAUAUACUAAAGGUAUUUAAACAAUUUCGAUUGCUAGAUAAUGUUUCAGUACAUUUGGUGGAAAUUAGUCCUACUCUUUCUCUAAUUCAAGCAAAAAAUUUAUGCAAAACAAUUAAAGAACAUGAUAGAAAAACAAAUGAACCCAAGGAAAAUUUUAUUACUUAUUAUAGAGAAGGUGUUACAGAUGAUGGUAUAAAAUUAUAUUGGUACAAUUCUAUUAAAGAUGUACCUAAGAAUUUUAGUGUAUUUUUAGCACAUGAAUUUUUUGAUGCAUUACCAAUACAUAAAUUUCAGAAAACUGACAGAGGAUGGACUGAAGUUUUGGUGGAUAUAAUUCAAGGAAGCAAUGAAGAAAAAUUUUGUUAUGUAUUGUCAAAUACAUCAACACCUGCAACUUUUUAUAUAUCAAAUGAUGAAAAAAGAGAACAUCUUGAAAUUAGUCCAGAAAGUUUGGUAAUAGUGGAUUAUAUAGCAGACUUUUUGAUGGAAUGUGGUGGAUUUGCUUUAAUUUGUGAUUAUGGUUACAACGGCGAUAAAACUGACACCUUUCGUGGAUUUUUUCAACAUACUGUACACGACCCAUUAUUACGCCCAGGUACCGCAGAUUUAACAGCAGAUGUUGAUUUUGCAGUUAUUAAAAAAAUUGCAGAAACAAAUGACAGACUAAUAACAUUUGGACCAGUGACUCAAGCAAACUUUUUAAAAAAUCUUGGAAUUGAUGUAAGGUUGCAGAUGCUUUUGCAACAUGCUUCACAGGAAGAAAGAAAAGAUUUAGAAUCUGGAUAUCAUAUGAUAAUGGAUGAAGAUAAAAUGGGAACGCGUUUCAAAGUAUUAUCAUUGUUUCCAUCUGUUUUGAAAGAAUAUUUUAAACAAGUGCCAGUAGCUGGAUUUGUGAAUAAAAAAUUUGAAUGA
Messenger RNA from Habropoda laboriosa, 1134 nucleotides. RefSeq names its product NADH dehydrogenase [ubiquinone] complex I, assembly factor 7 homolog. Gene Ontology annotation, molecular function: protein-arginine omega-N symmetric methyltransferase activity. Gene Ontology annotation, cellular component: mitochondrion. Gene Ontology annotation, biological process: mitochondrial respiratory chain complex I assembly. The transcript is spliced from 5 exons. Bases 16 to 1134 code for a protein of 372 amino acids. NCBI's taxonomy places the organism in Eukaryota, Metazoa, Arthropoda, Insecta, Hymenoptera, Apidae. The record is from RefSeq and is a predicted model, not a curated record.